CUCAUCAGUCCACAGUAUUAUCUACUCUGAAGCUUUCUCAUGAUGCCUUUUCAGCUCCACUUAUCUUCCUUCCUCUUCUUCAUCUCUGUAUCUAUGUUUGUCCUCGUUUCCGUGUCUUCAUCUCCUGACUAUAACCAUUUCAAAGAGAAUUGUAGCAGUCAGUUUUACUGUGGAACACAAGAAGUCCAGCAUCCUUUCUGGACAGAGGAUGGGAUCAAAGAGUGUUGUCGUCCUGGAAUGGCGAUCAAGUGCGAAAGUAAUCAGCUGGAGAUAGAGAUUAUGUCAGGAUGGUACAGAAUUUUGUCCAUCACUCAAGAGACGCGUACUCUGAAAGUUGAGCGUACGCACAGCCCAGAUGAUACUUGUGAUAAGAAACUUGCUGAUGACAUUAAUCAUGGUUUAACUGGUGAGGUUCGCAAUUGCUCAGAUGGCUCUUUUGAAUACCAUUGCUCUUCUAAUGAAAAUUUGGGCCAGAAAUUUACAUGCAACAAAAGUGGUACGGCUAAUGAGGUUUUCAGUGUAAAAGACCCCAUUCUGAAGGGUAUCAUUCAAUUAAGCAAAGACGGCAUUGCAAUUCAAGGACAGCAUGGCUAUGCUGAGGUUGUGCGUCGAUUUUCAGAAGUUUUCAGUAAACCAUUUGAGUUAGAAUACGAAGAUGAUGGUGGAGACUGUUACUCGCGUCUUCAUUCCGAUGGGAGCUGCGGACAUAAUUGGACUUCUCAGGAGUUCACAUGCUUCUGCUCGGAUCAUCCUCGCCCGCAAAACUGCCUUGCAAGGGGUCGGAGUUCAUUGAAGCUAGUCCUAGGCGCCUCAGCUGCUGGAAUAGGGAUUUUGAUAUUACUGGCUCUCUGCAUCAUGAUCAAAUUUAAUAAAUCCUUGAUGUUCUGGAAGAAGCAAAUGGGGAACCAUCCGAAUGUUGAGGUCUUUCUAAGAAACCAUGAAUCCUUAGCUCCAAAGAGAUAUCGCUAUUCUGAUGUUAAAAAGAUGACCAAUUCAUUCAAAGAUAAACUGGGUGAAGGAGGAUAUGGAGGUGUUUACAAAGGAAAGAUGCUUGAUGGCCAAAUGGUGGCAGUAAAGGUCUUGAGUGAAACAAAAGGUAAUGGAGAGGAAUUUAUCAAUGAGGUUGCAAGCAUUAGUAAAACUUCCCAUGUCAAUAUAGUAACUCUCCUAGGCUUUUGCUAUGAGGGUCCAAAAAGAGCCUUGAUAUAUGAGUUCAUGGCUAAUGGGUCUCUUGAGAAGUUCAUAUAUAAUGGAAAUCCUUCGACAAAUGGUCGAUUGGGAUGGGAAACCUUGUACAACAUUGCCAUUGGCAUAGCCCGAGGACUAGAGUACUUACAUCGUGGUUGUAACACACGAAUUGUACAUUUUGAUAUAAAGCCUCACAACAUUCUUCUAAAUGAAGAUUUUUGCCCAAAGGUAUCGGACUUCGGCCUAGCUAAACUAUGUACCAAAAAAGAGAGUAUGAUAUCCAUGUUCGAUGCAAGAGGAACUCCUGGAUAUAUUGCUCCUGAAGUAUUCUAUAGAAGUUUGGGGGGUGUCUCCUACAAAUCUGAUGUCUAUAGCUAUGGAGUGAUGGUUUUAGAAAUGGUCGGAGGAAGAAAGAAUAUUGACGUUGGUGUUGAUCGUAUUAGUGAAAUAUAUUUUCCACAUUGGAUAUAUAAUCACCUUGAACUAGACGAACUUGGAUUGCAGGGGCUUAUGAGUGAAGAAGACAGGGUGAAUGCUAGAAAGAUGAUAAUAGUGAGCUUGUGGUGCAUACAAACCAAACCUUCAGAUCGUCCACCAAUGUGCCGAGUGCUGGAUAUGUUAGAAGGGAGCCUCCAAUCACUGCCAAUCCCACCCAAGCCUUUCUUGUUUUCUCCUGCAAGAUCAAUGAAGGAUUCAUCGACUACAUCAGAAUUAUGAAGUUGUUCUGCUGAAAUGUAUAUAAAUACGUCCCUUUUUUUUUUCCUGCUAGUUCAUUUCAACUUCGCCCAAAUUAAAAGUUUUGACUAAUAUGACUUAUGCUCUUCAAGACUUUGACAUUUUUACAACUUCUCAUUUUAAAAUUGUAAGUUGAAGAUAAUCAAAUUGCUCAGCAAGUUAGUUUAAAGGAUCAUUUGAA
This is a messenger RNA of Vitis vinifera (wine grape), 2104 nucleotides long. RefSeq names its product LEAF RUST 10 DISEASE-RESISTANCE LOCUS RECEPTOR-LIKE PROTEIN KINASE-like 2.1. The record is from RefSeq and is a predicted model, not a curated record. The transcript is spliced from 3 exons. Gene Ontology annotation, biological process: protein phosphorylation. The coding region runs from base 40 to 1905 and encodes 621 amino acids. Lineage: Eukaryota; Viridiplantae; Streptophyta; Magnoliopsida; Vitales; Vitaceae. Gene Ontology annotation, molecular function: polysaccharide binding; ATP binding; protein kinase activity.